AGAGAUUUUAAUGUGAGCUGCCAAACAGGCAGACAUUGUGAGUUGAGCGUGUGUGGUUGUACAGUAACAAAACAUCCUGCAACGAUGUAAAACGUCCGCCCGACGGGACUUUCUCGGUGGUAAAGUGACUUCACGCGGCGACGUUCAAAACUCUUCCAUCAAACCAUCGGUGUUGUGUCCGAACGUUGGGGGCUACAAAAGGGCUAGAAAAAACGGGGGUCCACCCUCACCCCUUCCCUCCUUCCCACCAAACCAACUGGGGGGGUCUUUAUCCGGGGGUAAAGAACCAUAUGCUCAUUAGACGGUUGCAAACGGCGCAAAACGUAAAAUCUCUCGAUGCGUUAGAGGACGGUAUAGACAAGACACACCAUGAGCUAUACGGCGGAAGAGAAAAUUAAGCUCGCGGGCGAAGACUCCAAGGAUCGGUUGUACGAGGCAAAGCAGAACCAGAAGGCGAUACGCAUCCUGACGGUGGCGGCAUACGUGCUGUGCGUUUCGCUCGUCGCCAUUAUGCUGUCGCUGUACUACAUCUUCUUCUGGGAUCCAAGCACAAACCCGAUGCAGCAGAAAACUCAAACGAUCGAUACCCUUAUCAUACCGGAUCACCUGGCAAUACGGUUGGCGAAUCGGAGCGAGGUGCCAGCGAACCGCUUUUUCCACAGCUUCUACCAGCAUCUGGUGCAGGAUCGUGUCGUGAAGAUUAGAAAGGAGGUGCAGAUCUCGGAAUCAUCCAACCUGACCCGACUCAUCGAGCUGUACCAUCAGCAACAGCAGCAGCAGCGACACCGACGUCCGGAAAAGCUGUCCUCCAGCCGGAAGCAUACACUGCUCGGUGAAGCGGACGAUGGUCAGCUGUCCUACCAGGUGCAGUCGGCUGAACAGCAAGGCUCGGUUAGUGAUGGUCCGCCACGGUUGAACACGGACGAGGACGACGGUAGCGAUGAUUACGAGCAGAGCGGUAACUACGAGCUGUACUCCAACCACACCACCAUACAGCUCGAUGCGGACGAAACCGAACAACAGUGAGGACAACGGCAGACACCCGGAAACCAUACAGGAUUAGCCCCAAAACCACACACAAAACACACACACAGAAGCGAACACGUAUACAGGAAUUGCGCACACGUUUUCAUACGAUUUUAAUGCACCACCACCACAAACACACACACACACACACUGCUAGUAGCAAGGCACCGCCAGGCAACGGGUAAAACGGAACAGAUGUAUAGUGGAAGGAUUAGUUGAAUAGUAAUUAAGCGAAACGGACUGUUUGGUUGAUCCUGUGCACGGUUUUUGCUGCACGCGCUUCCCAACGAAUUAGCUCUGCGUGCGCACUACUAGUUGAGUCCACACGGCGCACCUGGUAGUGGUGCUGGUGGUGGUUAGGAUGAAGCGGUAGGAAUAAAACCCCCACCCUCCCCGGUUGAAGUUAGUAACUUUGUGGCCUAAACGAUUAAACGUGUGUAAACUCACUACUCACUCUAACCAAAUAUAGUACGGUUACACCAUCACCCUCCUUUA
This is a messenger RNA of Anopheles stephensi (Asian malaria mosquito), 1521 nucleotides long. RefSeq lists its product as uncharacterized. The record is from RefSeq and is a predicted model, not a curated record. The transcript is spliced from 3 exons. NCBI's taxonomy places the organism in Eukaryota, Metazoa, Arthropoda, Insecta, Diptera, Culicidae. The coding region runs from base 370 to 1026 and encodes 218 amino acids.